Molecule: messenger RNA, 1119 nt
Organism: Ilyonectria robusta
Lineage: Eukaryota; Fungi; Ascomycota; Sordariomycetes; Hypocreales; Nectriaceae
Product: starch binding domain-containing protein
Exons: 2
Coding region: 1-1119 (372 amino acids)
Molecular function (GO): starch binding
Source: RefSeq, a predicted model, not a curated record
AUGAAGCCAUAUCAUCUCUUUGUCGCUGCAGGCAUGCUUGCCACUGUCCAUGGACACGGCUACCUGACUAUUCCCAAGAGUCGUACCCGUCUUGGAACAGAGGCUGGUCUCGACUCUUGCCCGGAAUGUACCAUUCGAGAGCCUGUGUCGGCUUGGCCUGACGUAGAGGCGGCAACCGUCGGUAGGAGCGGGCCAUGUGGGUACAACGCUCGAGUCAGCGUUGACUACAAUACGCCUACGAGCAACUAUGGCAACAGUCCAGUGGCCACUUACAAGGCUGGAGACAUCGUCGACGUCCAAUGGUGCGUCGACAACAACGGAGAUCAUGGCGGCAUGUUCAGUUACCGAAUCUGCCAGGAUCAGGACAUCGUUGAUAAGCUGUUGACGCCGGGCUACAUUCCCACCGACGCUGAGAAACAGGCCGCCGAAGAUUGUUUUCAAGACGGCUUGCUCCCAUGUACAGAUGUGUCUGGACAGACUUGUGGCUUCAACCCCGACUGUUCGUCAGGACAAGCAUGCUGGAGAAACGAUUGGUUCACUUGCAAUGCCUUUGGCGCAUCGUCAAGCCGCGGCUGUCAGGGCGUCGACAACGCUCCUCUUGGUUCGUGCUAUACCUCCAUCGCAGGCGGUUAUACUGUGUCUAAGAAGAUCAAAAUCCCCAACUAUGUUUCGAACCAUACGCUUCUGUCGUUGCGCUGGAAUUCCUUUCAGACGGGCCAAGUUUAUCUCACAUGUGCCGACAUCGCCAUUGGCAGUGGGACUGGAACACCUGCGCCUACCACGACUCAGAGCCCCGGAACGUCUUGCAGCACUGUACCCGUCACUUUCGAUCAUAAGGUCACGACUGUCGUGGGCCAAACGGUCAAGGUCGUAGGCUCCAUCGCAGCCCUCGGCAAUUGGAGCCCAUCCUCAGCACCAGCGCUAUCAGCUUCAAAGUACACUUCGGCCAAUCCCCUUUGGACCACAACUCUCAACCUGCCGAUCGGUCAGUCUUUCGAGUACAAGUUCGUUGUCGUGGAGUCGAACGGGGCAGUCAAGUGGGAGAGUGACCCCAACCGCGCGUAUUCAGUCCCAAGUAGCUGCAAUGCGGUGACUGUCAGCGGUACAUGGAAGCGAUAG